Messenger RNA from Manduca sexta (tobacco hornworm), 1433 nucleotides. RefSeq lists its product as uncharacterized. The record is from RefSeq and is a predicted model, not a curated record. Gene Ontology annotation, cellular component: plasma membrane. The transcript has 8 exons. Gene Ontology annotation, molecular function: olfactory receptor activity; odorant binding. Bases 98 to 1306 code for a protein of 402 amino acids. Lineage: Eukaryota; Metazoa; Arthropoda; Insecta; Lepidoptera; Sphingidae. Gene Ontology annotation, biological process: sensory perception of smell; detection of chemical stimulus involved in sensory perception of smell.
UCACUAUCAUACGUUUUCAUUACCACUACAAAUACUUUCCAAUGCCACAAGCAAUAUCAGUCUGAAAAUCGAAAGACAUAGUACUAUACUCGCAACAAUGAAGGUACCUCUAAAAAAAUUCAGGCCAACCGAGACGACCAAGUUGCUAGAUGAGUUAAACAAACUCUUCUAUAUAUUUGCAUUCAGAGGCUUCUGGGUAGAAGAGGUCAAAUUGCCGAAAACUUUUGUAAAGAUAUACGACGCUAUGUAUCCCGCGCUGAAUGUCUCAUUGGUGAUAUUUUGCGCAUUACAAAUAGGAGCGCACUUCACGCAGAAACACUUGAAUAUACAACAAAAAAUAAACAUCAAUAUUAUGGGCAUCGCCCAGCCUCUAACUAAAUUGUGUUGCUUGAACUGCAUGUAUUAUAAAGAAGAAUGUAAGCAGGUGCUGUACCAUUUAUUCGUCGCAGUAAAGGAGAUAUAUAAUGACGAAGAAACAGAAAAAAUGUUAGUAAAAAAACUGAAGUUUUCGCUGUGGGUGUAUAUGUUUAGUUCUGUGUCGACUACCUUAUUAUAUGGGAUGUACGCAUUGAUCGAGAUGGUGAGAUCAGGAUCAACAUUCGUAGGAACGGUAACAGCAUGGCCUGACACCACAGACACUUCGGCAUUAGCCGCUUGCGCAAGAGUCUAUUUGUAUUUCUUUUGGAUCGUUUACACCUCAACCGGGUCUAUGGUCAUCCUCAUGGUUUUAACGUUUUUUAUGGGCCUGACUUACCAAUAUAAGAAUUUACAAAAAUAUUUUGAAAAUCUUAAUAGUAUUUUUGAAGAUAAACAAGUAACCCACGAAGAACUGGAGAUGAAUUUCGAAAAGGCCUUACAGAAAGGGAUUAAGGCGCACUCCGAUACAUUAUGGUGCGUCAAUCAAUGCCAGACAAUAUGUAAAAGAAUAAACAUGGCAAUCGUUUUAAUUAAUACUGGGAUCCUAAUCGUUCUAAUGCAGGGUUUUCUGGAUAGUAAAGAUGAUAUUCUCAAGGUGGGCACUUGUUUAAUCGUCUUGGGUAUGUGUCUCAUGAUCUUGGCAUUUUUCAUGUGGAAUGCCGGAGAUGUCACCGUUGAAGCUCAGAAGCUUUCAGACGCCAUCUACAGCUCUGGCUGGUACAACUGCUACGGCAAGAGAUCCGCUCGCAUCAGAAGUUUGGUGGUUAUCGCCAUGAUUCAAGCGCAGGAGCCCGUAGUAUUCACAGCUUUUGGAGUGAUCGAGCUAUCAUAUGAAACUUAUGUCGCUAUAAUUAAAUCUGCAUAUUCGGUGUUCUCAGUACUUUACUAAUGUUUAUAAGUGAACAUUUUCACAUUUUGAAGAAAAUACUCUUUCACUCUAUAUUUAUUAUGCACUAUGCACCCUGUAUUUUAAUUCAGUUUAAAUAACUAUCUCUACAAAUAAAUGAGUAUAGAAG